ACAUAGCCGUCUCACUCGAUCCCUUUCACACAAACAUAUCUGGUAGCCACUUCAGUAAUUUCAACCACCCCAGAAUAUUUUCCCACAUCUAAUAUAAGCAAGAUGGCGUUAGCAUAACCAUUCUUCUAUUAAUGUUUAAGUCACUGUUAGUCGUCCUACACGUAGAAGGCCCUAUCAACACGAACGCACAUUAGCCUACUUAAAUGAAAUACGCGCCUGCAACAAAAUCUCCUAUGUUCCUUUUCUCCGCACAACUUGUCAGCCAGAAUCUCAACUUAACGACGCAAAAAACACAGCAUCAAAUAGUAGUCAAAUAAUCCGUACUAAACUGACGGUAAGCGCGAUAUUUGUAAUCCUCUAGGGCGCCUUUCAUUUGUGCGUCGCGAUGACGGUGAAGAAAAGGAGAAGGAGGACGGCAAUGCUAAUUAUGUUAUGUCGUCUUGAUUUGUUUACAGUUUACCGGAAGUUCUAGCCGUUGCUUUUUGCGUCUGCGUAUAGCAAAUUAGCGGCCUCGUACAACAAUCGUUACUACACGAUCAAGUAACAAAGGACAGCAACUUCCACCAGCGUGCGAGUUUUUUUUUGUAGCCCAGCACCAAGGAACCAGCUCGCUUAGCGGUAAACAUGCUGGCUCCCUCGAUGGACGCCGUCGACUAUCGACUGAACGGCGUUUAGCCAGACGGCGCUGGUCCGCUGCUGAUGCUGUUCACGCGGACGUCGCUAUCUGCGCCACUGUGCGGAUCGUUGGUGUUUUUUUUACUUACAAGGGCGUUAUUUCUUUUUCACUUGUGUUUACUGGAGGUGUAACAGGCGCGCGGUCAAGAAUCGCGUGUUCUUGAAACGUAUAUCAACAUGGUGAAUUGGAUCGUAUCCCCGUUAGCGCAUCAACGUCGCAUCGAGCUACCAUAUGACGUCUUGAAUUCAUUCGGGUAGCGGCAACGGCAGCGUCGUAGCAUAGCGUAUGAUAACGAUCAUACGUUAACAUCGCAUAGGCGCUGCCGCCUCGUUGUAAUCCAAUGUUAAGUAAUGACGGGCGGACACAGCAGGCCACAUAGAACUAACUGCGUAAAAUUGGCCUGAACAGCUGGUCAGUUGUUAGUUUGCUAAAACAACAGUGUUCAUCCAUAUUGAUGACUGGCAGAAGAAACUCGACGCUGUUACUGUGUGGCGGCUACCGCCCCCGCCCCCCGCUCCCACCAUUGGUGGCUCAGUGAAUGGAUCCUGGGGCUUCUCAGCCGCUAAAAUCUCACCUUGCCCACCUGUAUGCUCUCUCACGUCAAUGACAAUAAUUACACGACUACGAGCAAAUGCAGCUCUGUUAGAUGACCGAAGCAAUGCGACGCGGUUUAAGCGGAUGAUUGUUAGAGGCGAAGGCCAGCGACAAGCACGCAUUUGAUGGCCUGGAACAACAACCGUUCAGCAAACGACAUCGAUCACGGUGAUCUGAGCGAUUCAAAAAAAGACACCUACCUACCUACCUACCUACCUACCUACCCUUACUGUCUAGAAGAAACGAGGCUAAACAGUUACGCAUUCAUAAUGAAGUUCGCGUUCGCUACUACUUGCUUGGGGUUGGUGUCUACCGUUACGGGCCUUAUUCUGACCUAUCAUCAAACUGAUGCCCACCUACAUGACAAGACGCUGUGCGAGGGCAAAUUAGAUCCUAGUAUUGUUAAAGAAAUCCGUUCGUAUCAGGCAGAUGUGGACAAAAUUAUAAAUCACAUUUUGACUACCGAAAAGGGCGAGACAUGGCGUCAGUUGGCGGCGUUUGUUGAUAAACAUGGGCCGCGCUUCACUGGAACAACAGAUCUCGAGAACGCCAUCGAUGACCGAGUGAAAUACUUCACCGACGUGGUUCAACUCGGACCUUCCCAGGUUCAUACAGAGUAUGUUGAAGUUCCUCGUUGGAACCGUGGCGAAACUGAGGCAGUUCUACUGAACGCCUGGGAGGGCGGCAGAAAUAAGACGUUGGGGCUAUUAAGCCUUGGAUAUUCUGUAGGCACUCCCUCCGCCAACGGGCUUACAGCCGAGGCCAUCGUGGUCAGAUCGUUCGAUGAAAUGCACGCCAAACCCGACAGCGAGAUUCAGGGCAAAAUUGUCGUAUACAAUCAGCCCUAUGUCAAUUACGAAACCACAGUGAAGUACAGGUUGAUGGGUGCCUCACAAGCAGCCUCAAAAGGUGCUAUUGCCGCAAUAGUUCGGUCGGUCACUGGUCAUUCUCUGUACACACCACAUACAGGCAUGAUGACAUACGACAGCAAAUUUCCAAAAAUUCCGGGUGUUUGUAUUACGGCAGAAGAAGCGGAUCUUAUGUGGAGAAAGCAGCAAAGAGGUGAAAAGCUGCGUGUUUUUCUUCGGUCAACGGCUCAUCUCGAUGAAAAAACCGUAACUUCACGUAACACAAUAGCAGACUUGAGGGGUACGGAAAAACCUAACGAAUUCGUUGUAAUUAGUGGACACAUCGACAGCUGGGACGUCGGACAAGGCGCUAUGGACGAUGGCGGAGGCGCUGCUAUAACUUGGCGGACUCUCCAGGUGCUCCGCACCCUCGGAUUGGCUCCGCGUCGGACGAUUCGCUCAGUCCUCUUCACCGCCGAGGAAGUGGGUAUUCUUGGCGGAGAGGCCUACUUUGCAAAGCACAAAAAAUCUGCUGCGGAUGUACAGUACAUUAUGGAAUCCGAUUAUGGGACAUUUACACCACUCGGCCUUACGACCGCUGUCAAGAACGACCAAGCACGCUGCGUUCUUCAAGAGGCGCUUUCAAUGCUAAAAUCGAUAAAUGCUACAGCACUGCUAAUCUCCAAUAGUGGACCUGAUAUUAAGCAAUGGUUCGAUAUCGGAGUUCCGGGAGGCUCACUUUACAACAACAAUCCGCGAUACUUCGAUUAUCAUCACACGAAUGCCGAUACUCCGCUUCUGAUGUUACCAGAUGAUAUGGACCGCGCGACUGCUGUCUGGGCGUCAAUGUCCUACGUCCUGGCGCAAAUUAGUGUCCGGAUGGAUCACGAUGCCCCAAGCGAUCCAGUACAGUAAAUCGCCCAGUCUUUCAUUGAGCAGGAGGUUUUGAACGACCAAAAUGCACGUAACACAAAAAUAAUGUUGUCUGUAAAUGUACAUCUAUACUAUACACAUGCUUGGAUUCAAGGAGAUCAA
Varroa destructor (honeybee mite) is the source of this 3153-nucleotide messenger RNA. Its product is annotated as carboxypeptidase Q-like. Lineage: Eukaryota; Metazoa; Arthropoda; Arachnida; Mesostigmata; Varroidae. Gene Ontology annotation, biological process: peptide catabolic process; proteolysis. The record is from RefSeq and is a predicted model, not a curated record. Gene Ontology annotation, molecular function: metallodipeptidase activity.